Molecule: messenger RNA, 4860 nt
Organism: Branchiostoma belcheri (Belcher's lancelet)
Lineage: Eukaryota; Metazoa; Chordata; Leptocardii; Amphioxiformes; Branchiostomatidae
Exons: 4
Coding region: 707-4513 (1268 amino acids)
Molecular function (GO): [protein-PII] uridylyltransferase activity; protein binding
Source: RefSeq, a predicted model, not a curated record
UGUACCAUGACAACUUGUUUGUGUUAAUUCUACAGCUGUUUGUUGAGUAAACAUACGUCAUCAUCCCACCCACCAGGACCACAGCUAGCUUUCACAAACGCAAUACGCCAACAACCUACCCUUUAUUCACGUCGAACGGCCGACUAGUCUGCGGGCUCGAAUGGCAGUAAUACGCCCGGUUGUCUCUAGAUCAUCGCGGACGAUGUUAACCGAUCACCGAGCCCCGCCUAGUUGGAAUACUUUGAUAGGGUAGAGGUGAUUAGGGGGGCGAAAACUACGUUCGACAGUCUGACGAUUUAGAACUGUGUUGACCUUACGGAAGAUCAAUAAGUACGACCAAAGUUCGCCGACUGUAUAACGCCGGCUUAAGGGGGCGUAAGAUGUAAAAUGUAGCAUUUUAGGCCUUAGGGGCAGUGGGCUGUUAAUCCACUGUGUCUAGGGUACGGUAUUGGAAGGCGUCCACUGAAUUCUACUUACCCAAGUCAGGUACCCAUUUUGCAUCUUAGUGGAUUGAGGAAAGUUAAGGAAAGUACGUUUCCCAAAGACACAAUGUCUAGCGAGAUAUCGACCUUAUAGGGGACAUGGUUGUUGCUGAAGUGGGUGUGCACCUGUAAGUACUAACAGUAGUCUAUGACAGGGCACUAACUAGAAGUUGGUAACACGAAAGUACAAAGUGCGCUAAAAUACCUUCAUCUAAUGAAACAGCAUGGCAAACACACAAACUAUGCUGUCCACAGUGGUGGAAGAAUUUCGGGAACUGGAUUUUAUCUUUCAAAGUGGUUCUGAUCUGGACGUUGUAGAGAGGGGAUACGCACGGAAGUUGUUUCAGGGUAUAAGUAAUCAAAUUGAAAUUUUAGAAUGUGAAGCAUUGAAAGGUCUUGGAGAUCUGUACCUGCACAAAGCAAAGAUGAACAAGCAUAAGGCAAAGAACUUCCAGAAAGCCUGCUCGUUGUACAUGGAACUCUUACGGUAUUACACAAGUACUGAGGAGAAGCAAGUUGUACAGCAUCGCAUCAGGUAUGCAGAGAAAUGCACCAAACUGUUCUAUGACCAAAACGUUAUAAACGCGUGUGCAACGAAUACAGAAAAUACCACAUUGGCUGUGUCCAUGACCCUUCACGAAAUGAACAAGGCGUCCAAGUUGAAAGGACAUGGUACGAUGCCCUUGGUGCAAGGUUAUACAAAUUAUUUAGUGAAAGCAAUCGUGAAAGGAAACAAACGUAUGGAAAUAGAAUCAUUAAAGAGUCUCGGAGAUCUGUACUUAGAAAAGGGAAGGGUUAGCAAUGACGAGGCAGCGUUCAGUAAAUCAGCCAGUCUGUACCGAGCGGCGCUGGACCGCUGUGAAGAUUCAGAUGGCAGAGAAACUCUGAAGCACCGCAUCAAGUACGCGGAAAAGGUUAAGGAACAACAAUGCAAGAAGGCAAAGAAAUGCCGAGAAAUGGGACGAACAAGGAACAAGAAAGUUGGAAACAGCAGUGAAGAAAAACAGCUAGAGGAGGUCACAGACAGUACGUACGAAGACCAGCUGCAGAAGGGCUGCAGGGCCCUGCAGACAGGAGACCUGGACACGGCAGAAAAACACUUUGCAGCUGCACUCAAGGUCAUUCAUGUGAAAGGUCAGCAUCUGAAAGAGGCAGAGCCCCUAUGCAAGCUAGGUGAUAUCUACCUGAAGAGAGGAGAGAAGUCAAAAGACGGAGGUGACUUCACCAAGGCUGCAGCACUCAGUAACGCAGCACUGGUGAGAUCAAAGACAGAGGAUAUGGAGAGUAUUAAGCAAACAAUCCAAAAAAUAACACAAUCAUUUGUUGAAAACGUCCUGUGUAUGGAACAAACGGUACCCACGGAUGACAUAGAGAAACACAAAUCGGCGUUAACAGAAUGGCGCUGUUAUGUGGAAGAAGAGAUCAAAAGAAUUGAACAGCAGAUAGAUCCUUAUAUUCUGGAUGACAACGACCCAAAAAUAACGGAAGUAGAGAAGAAGAGAGUGGAAGCAAUCAAAGCCUUGUUCGACACUAUUGUUCAGCAGAGAAGAACAUUCAUAACUGACCUUGUAGAUGAGUGUAUAGAGGUAAUGGGGCCCCCUCCCUGUAACUACGCCAUGAUAGGACUUGGUUCUCAGGCCACAGGUUUGGUAACACCAUUCUCUGAUCUGGAGUUUGCUAUUUUGAUAGAGGAGGAAACAGAAAUGAGUGUGAAGUAUUUUCAAAGUCUCACACAUUACCUUCAUCUAAAAGUGAUCAAUCUUGGGGAAACCAUUCUCCCGGCCAUGGCGAUCAAGUCUCUCAAUGACUUCGAUUCAGAUAACAAGCUGGACAACUGGUUCUACGACUCUGUAACACCCCGUGGUUUUUCGUUCGAUGGAGCCAUGCCACUUGCAUGUAAAACCCCACUUGGAAGAGGUAAAACAUGUCUCCUUAUUCGCACACCAUGUCGCUUGGCCAAAUAUCUUGAAGAUGACGUAAAGCUACAUCUGAAGAAAGGCUACCACCUGGCGAGUGUGUUGGGAAAUGUCUCAUUAAUUGCUGGAGAACAAGGCUUGGUCGGCAAAUACACUGUUGCAUGGAGUCAGCAACUGAAGAAAAAUGGAAGUGAAAUUGCUAGGUUACUAGCAAACACUAUGUUAAUGGAAAAUACCAAGACUAUUGAAAUGCAGAAUCCGACUGCCCAAAUGCUGAAUGUAAAGAAAGAAAUGUAUCGCUUUUCAAGCCUUGCUGUAUCUUGUUGGGCACUGCUCUGUGACAUACAGCCCACCACAAUCUGGGAGACUAUUCAACAAAUGUAUAAAAAGGGUGCCAUUAGUGAUAAGAACGCACAUCACUUAAUGGUUCUGGUCAGUAUCUCAGCAGAACUGAGGUUGCGAACUUACAUGAACAACCGUGGUCAGGUGGAAAACAUGUCAGUCUUGUCGUCAAUGUCAACCAAUGAUGACGUUGAGGAAAAAACUAAGAAGAUCUUUCACUUCUCUAAUGUGAAACAGCUCAUGAGAUACUACUACACGGCAACACCUUUGAAGUACUUAGUUUCGCAACUUAGCAACAGUCAACCAGUAAAAGAGCCCUCGACUCUAUUCGACAACUCUUUAAUGCUACAAGCAGAUGUAUACGAAAGUUUGUGCGACUACAACCAAUCAAAGACAUGCAUUGAACAGGCACUUGAAAGAGCGUUAUCAACACACGGAAGGGGUGCGAUUCACCCUCACAUUGCCGGGUUGCUUAACAAGUUAGGUAACGCCUGGGGUAACCUUGGUGAUAUCAGAAAAGCCGUCAGCUAUCAUCAACAGUCCCUACAAAUGAAGCGGAGUAUCUAUGGUGAGGACGUCGCACACCCUGACAUCGCCGGGUCACUUAGUAACUUAUGUCAGGGGUGGAGGGAACUUGGUGAUUACAGAAAGGCCAUUAGUUAUAAUGAACAGUCACUAGAGAUGAGGCAGACUAUCUAUGGUGAGGGCAUCGCACAUCCUGACAUCGCUGGGUCACUUAGCAGCUUGGGUCUGGCUUGGAGUCAUCUUGGUGAUCAUAAAAAGUCCGUAAGCUAUCAUGAACUGUCACUAAAGAUGAAGCGAAUUAUCUAUGGUGAGGACAUCGCGCAUCCUGGCACCGCCUCGUCACUUAACAACUUGGGUAACGCCUGGAGGGAAAUUGGUGAUCACAGAAAGGCCGUCAGCUGUCAUGAACAGGCACUAGAGAUGUGGAGGAGUAUCUAUGGUGGGGGCAUCGCACAUCCUCACAUCGCCUCAUCACUAGGCAACUUGGGUAACACCUGGAGUGACCUAGGUGAUCACAGAAAGGCUAUCAGCUAUCACGAACAGGAAAUACAGAUGAUGCGGAGUAUCUAUGGUGAGGGCAUCGCACAUCCUAACAUCGCCUCGUCACUUAACAACUUGGGGAACCGCUGGGGUGCCCUUGGUGAUUACAGGAAGGCCGUCAGCUAUCAUGGACAGGCACUAGCGAUGAGACGUCUAAUCUACGGUGAGGUCAUUGAACAUCCUGACAUCGCAGGGUCACUUGGCAACUUGGGCUGCGACUGGAGUGGCCUUUGUAAUCACAGAAAUGCCGUUAGCUAUCAUGAACAGGCACUACAGAUGAUGCGAAGCAUCUAUGGCGAGGGGAUCGCACAUCCUCACAUCGCCUCGUCCCUUAGCAACUUGGGUGCCGCCUGGAGUCAACUUGGGGAUCACAGAAAGGCCGCCAGCUAUUUUGAACAGGCACUAGAGAUGUGGCGAAGUGUCUAUGAUAAAAACAUAGAACAUCCUGACAUCGCCACGUCACUGAGCAACUUGGGCACCGCCUUUGGAAACUUACGUUAUUACAGAAAGGCCGUUAGCUACUUUGAACAGUCACUAGAGAUGAGUCAGAGUAUCUUUGGUGAGGGCAUCCCACAUCCUGACAUUGCGAACUCACUACUCAAUCUGUAUGUUGCCUGGGUCAUCCUUGGUGAUCACAGCAAAGCCGCCUCUUAUUAUGCUAAGUUAACACGUAUGGAACAAAUGAUUGAAGAGAGUUCGAGACACUGACAUUGCCACUCUUCUGAAUUACGUUUCAUGUCCCAUGAAUUUAACAGAAAGCAAUUAAAAAGUUUUUCUAAAGAAUGAUUGUAAACUAUGAUGGUUUUCUUUUGUUAAUAAACGAACUUACUACUUACUACUACUAAACGAAAUAUGCACCUAUUUUAAUGCUGAGCAAAGCUUUGCUGUCAUAUUUUGUUUGUUUUAAAUAUUGUAAGGUCUAUCACUGCCAUGUACAUUUGUAUACCUACCUUUGAAGAACACCUUACUGUGCUACUCUAAUCUUUCAGUCCAGUAGUAGAGUCCGAAGAACCACGGCGCCCUCUGCUACCGUUUGUUAACAGCUUAUUAUUCUC